This is a messenger RNA of Cicer arietinum (chickpea), 1068 nucleotides long. NCBI's taxonomy places the organism in Eukaryota, Viridiplantae, Streptophyta, Magnoliopsida, Fabales, Fabaceae. The record is from RefSeq and is a predicted model, not a curated record.
AUGGAGUUUCCUACCCUAGUGACUAAGAGUAGGAUUUAUGAUGAGGAUAGUCGUGCUGAAAAGGCACAUUACCGAAACAUUGGAACCAUGAAGGACAAGAGGCCUAUGCAUCAUAAUAGAGGAAAACCUUACUCUUUUCCUCCAAGUAAAUCUGGAAAUCGACUGAAUUAUCAACUAUAUAGUUUUUCAGCUGGAAAAGGAGCUAGUAGUGGUAACGGAAAAGGAAAUGGAAACAAUUAUAGUUAUGGGGGUGGUAGAGGAAACCCUAAUGGACGAGGAGUUAGUAAUAGAAAUAGUAACAAUAGGAGUCAAGUCUCGAGCAACAACAAUGCAACAAGGCCACAUCAGUACCACAAGCCCCUUCCCAAGGAAGACUCCACAACCUGGAAACCAGAGUUCCCAAGCCAACGUUUAGGACUACAUGUGUCUCGUUUACAGUAUGAUUUGAUUGUGAAUACUCCAACUCGUAAUUCUGUUGACACCUCCAGUGUUUGUCUCGACAUUUCUAUCCAUGUGUGUGAAAGGGACUUCGGUGUUGACUUAGUAUAUUUACCUUUGCGUCUAGUCGAUGUGAUUCUUGGUAUGGAUUGGCUAUCUGCCAACCGUGUCCGCGUAGAUUUUUUUAGUAAAACCAUUGAAUUCAUGGAGUCAGAAGAGAGGGAUAAGUCUAGCAAUAUAUCAGCCAACCAAGUGAAGGCAUUCUUGAAAGAAGAUGCCCAGUUAUACAAGAUCCUAGCCUCAUUGGAAUUUGAAGAAAAAGUGGUAAUACGAGAUGUUCCUAUUGUGUGUGAGCUUCCUGAAGUAUUCCCUGAAGAUGUCAAAAAUUCACCACCAGAGCGUGAGAUUGAGUUUAACAUUGACCUUGUACCAGGUAGUGGACCCAUAUCCAUGGCACCGUAUAAGAUGUCUCCCUUAGAAUUGUUUGAGCUUAAGAAGCAAUUGGAGGAGCUUUUAGAUAAACAAUUUAUAAGACCUAGAGUAUCACCGUGGGGUGCACCUGUGUUAUUGGUUAAGAAGAAAGAUGGCUCUAUGAGGUUGUGUGUAGAUACCGUCGACUUAAUAAAGUGA